This is a messenger RNA of Coregonus sp. 'balchen', 4273 nucleotides long. NCBI's taxonomy places the organism in Eukaryota, Metazoa, Chordata, Actinopteri, Salmoniformes, Salmonidae. The record is from the annotation of a GenBank genome assembly.
AUGAGCUUCAGCAGGACAAGCUACAGCAGUGGCGGCAGCAGCAUGGGCGGCGGCAUGGGGGGCAGCACAACCAUUCGCAAGAGUUUCACCAGCCAGUCCUUGGCUGCCCCCGGAUCCACCCGGAUGAGCAGCGGGUCUGUCCGCCGUUCUGGCGCUGGGUUCGGUGGUGGCAUGGGCAUGGGCGGAGGCAGCAGCUUCAACUACAGCAGCAGCGCAGGUGGCUACGGUGGUGGUCUCGGCGCUGGCUAUGGCGGUGGUAUGGGCGGCGGAUUCCAUGGCGCCACCAUCACAGCUGUCACAAGCAACCAGAGCCUGCUGGCCCCCCUGAACCUGGCGAUUGACCCCAACAUCCAGGUGGUCCGCACCAAUGAGAAGGAGCAGAUCAAGACACUGAACAACCGCUUCGCUUCCUUCAUCGAUAAGGUCAGUUCCUUCCUGUUAACCUGUGUGUCUUCACCUCGCCUGCACUUCAAACGCUAAGCAUUCACAUCGAUAUCAACUGCACGCUACCUUACUGUGUAGUGCGCAAAAUAAGUGCCUGUACACUGUUCUUUUGACUUUAUAGUGCACUGAAAUUAUUCUUAAACAAAGUGAGUUUAAAGCCUGUGUUCAGAAUGCUAUCAUAGAGCUUCUCCCUUGUAGUGCUAUACCAUCUGCAGGCUUCCAUGUCAGACUGUUGUCAUGUAACCAAAUAGAUAUUUGACAUUGACUACCGGGACACGAUGAGAUACUUGAAGUUUGUAUUACCGUGCAAUGAUCACAAUCAAUAGAGUAAACCAGAAAGACGACAAAUACAAGUUAGCGUUUGCUCUCACCUCCCAUAUUAGCAUGCUAAUAUAACAGAAUAGCAUUUCUUGGCUGUAUAGAGUUGGCGAAAGCUGCUCUCCAAAUGCAGGCAUGUUUAUUUUUCUGCUGACAAAGCCCUUAUGUCACAUAUGUCACAACUCCCAUUGUGACCUCAGGAAUCUUACACUCUGGCAUAAGAAAGAAAAAGAUAGUAAGACAAGGGAGCUGUAAAUCUUAUCUCUACUGCUGAAUCCGUCAAUGAAUUACGACCUUUGGGAUUAGAAAAAGCGUAAAAACUGUGCAGAGGCUGUUUCUCAUUGUGCCCCUUUGUGUUUAGCUUUCACAAAAGUUGUAAAAGGACCACACCCAGGAGUAAAAAAUGAUACAAUAAAGAUAGCCUGAAGCCUUGUCAGGUCCUGUGACUGUAGCAGCCUCUUCGGCUGCUAUCUAAACAAGGGUGGGGACUGUCUCUCCCUCUAUGACUCACCCCAUCGCAUGCCUGCGGGGUGUGGUCGUGUGGACAGAGUGCCCACAUAGUCUGGAAUGAAUGAGUGGCCUUCAGAGUGAAACAGAGCGAAAGAGAUGACUCAUAGCUAUGAGAGAUAGGGAAAACACUCACAGUGAGGUAGGGUUAAACCAACAUACACAGACAGUGAGCCACUCCUUGUCAGGGAAAGUUUGGAUAUGCUUUGGCAUGCCAAUAAACACUGUCUCGCUGGCCUUGUUUUGUUUUGAGGGUGAACAAUGAGAGCUACACAUCUCAGGGCAGAUUAUCGAUGGGAUUAAGUUUCAUUUUACCUCCCAGGAUGUAGGCUUCUCAGACUCUGUGUUUACCCGUAGAUUAUCAUAUGUCAUCAUCACUUAUAUCGAGAAAGUCUUGGACAGGGUGUGGCUGUUCAAGCCCAAACCUGUGAUGCUAUCUACACAGCAAUGCAGGUACAUAUGUGGAUUUUACUGCAAUCUGCUAUACGGUUGACCUAGGAGAAGUUAUGUUUUUGCCAGACCCUUGGAGCGCCCUUCUUUCCACUUCUUUUUAAAACAUCUACAGAAGUCUACUCAGGAGAAAGACUGACAAUUCAAUCGUAAAGUAGAGUCUAUGAAGCCUUAUUCAUGGAUCCAUCCAUCAUCCAUCAUCAUUAAUUAAUGACCACAUUCAUCCAUUUAUUCACUCACUCACUCACUCACUCACUCACUCACUCACUCACUCACUCACUCACUCACUCACUCACUCACUCACUCACUCACUCACUCACUCACUCACUCACUCACUCACUCACUCACUCACUCACUCACUCACUCACUCACUCCCUUUUGUCCCUGCAGGUGCGUUUCCUGGAGCAGCAGAACAAGAUGCUGGAAACCAAGUGGAGCCUCCUGCAGGACCAGACCACCACCCGCUCCAACAUCGACGCCAUGUUCGAGGCCUACAUCUCCAACCUGCGCAGACAGCUGGACGGCCUGGGCAAUGAGAAGAUGAAGCUGGAUGGAGAGCUGAAGAACAUGCAGGGUCUGGUUGAGGACUUCAAGAACAAGUAAGUGUUGAUAUGUCGGAUGUGCAUGAAAAGUCGACAACUAGCUGUAUUAGUAUAAGCAAUAGCUUAUGUUUAACCUCAGUGUAAGAAGCAACCCAGACUGAUGACUUUGCAUUAAAUACUGCCCUUCGUUUUGUCAUCAGGUAUGAAGAUGAAAUCAACAAGCGCGCCUCAGUAGAGAACGAGUUUGUCCUGCUGAAGAAGGUGUGUAGGGUAUAACAUGUCUCGCCAUAACUCAUGUCACAGGUAUUACAUCAUCCAUGAACUCCUCUCUCUUCCUCUCCAGGAUGUUGAUGGUGCUUACAUGAACAAGGUGGAGCUGGAGGCCAAGGUUGACGCUCUUCAGGAUGAGAUCAACUUCCUAAGGGCCGUCUACGACGCGGUACGAACCAUUCAUAAACUUUUCAAAUUUACCAUACAGCACAUACUGUAGAUCUUCAAUAUCUGAAUCUUGGAGAGAGCUUCAACACUACAUCAUGAUAGCAUGAGUGUCAGUCAGUGAAUUAGAUGUGGGCUGAAAUCUAAAGGUUUCUUUUCAUCCUCUCUUGGUUCUUCAGGAGCUGCGUGAGCUGCAGGGCCAGAUCAAGGACACCUCUGUGGUGGUGGAGAUGGACAACAGCCGUAACCUGGACAUGGACUCCAUUGUCGCUGAAGUGCGCGCCCAGUACGAGGACAUCGCUAACCGCAGCAGAGCUGAGGCCGAGACCUGGUACAAGCAGAAGGUAAGCCAAGUCCAGGUUUCAAGAGCAAGAUCAAAAGACAUGAACAUAGUUUACCAGAACACGUUCAUGUAAAAUAAGCAACCUUCCUCAAUCUUUACCGCCCUCCUUUUCAUUCUCUUAUAUUUCCUCCUGUCUUUUCUCAGUAUGAAGAGAUGCAGAGCUCUGCUGGACAGUAUGGUGAGGACCUCCGCUCAACCAAGACUGAGAUCGCUGAGCUGAACCGCAUGAUCGCUCGUCUCCAGAACGAGAUUGAGUCCAUCAAGGGACAGGUGAGGGUGCCAUCUCAUUACAGAACCUCCUUUGAGAUGAUUGACCAUAAAUGCCUGAUGUCCAAGCAAGAUCGUUCAUAACACUAGCAUAUUACCAUUAGCCGCUAAACAUUGCUUAAACAGUGGAUAAAGGCUAAUGCUAAUGAGCGGUUUGCUUACAAUAAAUGAAUAAAUGUUCUCUUAACACAGCGGGCCAGCCUUGAGGCUCAGAUCGCUGAGGCAGAGGAGCGCGGUGAGCUGGCAGUGAAGGACGCCAAGCUCCGAAUCAGGGACUUGGAGGAUGCUCUCCAGAGAGCCAAGCAGGACAUGGCCCGCCAGGUGCGCGAGUACCAGGAGUUGAUGAACGUCAAGCUGGCCCUGGACAUUGAGAUCGCCACUUACAGGAAGCUGCUGGAGGGAGAGGAGAGCAGGUGAGUGAAAGUGGAAGCUGGAUAGUUGAGAUGUUAGCCUCUUAGCUUAGCAUGUUAGCAAUGCUACUUAGCAUAUUUUUCAACUUUCUAUCCAAACUUCUUUAACACUGCUCUUAUCUGUUCACAGAAUAUCCUCGGGUGGUGCAUCUGCAACAAUCCACGUGCAGCAGAGCUCUGGCGGCAGUAAGUACAAUUUUGAUUUCAUUUCUCAUUGUGUCACCAUGUAAGACAUAGGUCUGCUCUUCACACUUCAGCUUUAGAACCUUUUCCGUUAUUUUAAGUAAUACACACCGAGCUUGACAUGCAUCAAUGAAACCAGAAUGUCCUCUAGCUUUACAGCAGAUUAAACAGAUCCCACUCUCUCUCUGUACCCAGACUACUCCAGCGCAGGCUCAGGUGGAUUCGGCUAUGGCGGCGGCAGCAGCAGCUUCGGCGGCAGCAGCAGCUUCGGCGGCGGCAGCAGCUACGGCGGUGGCAGCAGCAGCUACGGCAGCGGUGGUGGUGCCACAAUCACCAAGUCCGUGACAUCCACCAGCUCCAGCAGACGUUUCUAG